Messenger RNA from Humulus lupulus (European hop), 753 nucleotides. RefSeq lists its product as uncharacterized. The record is from RefSeq and is a predicted model, not a curated record. NCBI's taxonomy places the organism in Eukaryota, Viridiplantae, Streptophyta, Magnoliopsida, Rosales, Cannabaceae. The coding region runs from base 1 to 753 and encodes 250 amino acids. The transcript has 2 exons.
AUGACUAUGGGUCUGACUAUGGUCAAAUUCAAUGAUGAUGCAACAAGGGAUCAUGUUCUAGAAAAUGGCAUUCUCCAAUUUGAUAGGAAGCCGGAUUUGGGGCUUCAAUAUUGGGGUAGUAAAUGUCUUAGUGCCCUAGUGAGUACAAUUGGCAAACCAAUAAUGGUGGACAAAUUCACAAGGGAGCGUUCACGUAUUCAGUAUGCAAGAAUUCUGGUAGAAAUGGAAGUUAUUGAUAACCCCCCUAGAAGUAUACAAUAUAUCAAUGAGCAUGGCCAAAUCAUGGAGCAGGGGGUUGAGUAUGAAUGGUUACCUAUUAAGUGUAAGACUUAUGCUGGUUUUGGUCACUCAAUGACAGACUGUAGGAAAGACCAGAAAACUCAGUGGGUUGUGAAGGAGCCUACAACUAAAACAGAGAGAAAGGAUCAGAGAACUGAAGGAAUUAAGGAUGUAGAGCUGGAGAAGCCUGCGACUCAGGCUAGUUCAGGCGAAGGCAAGGUUCAGGUCAACCCAGUCGAGACUUUACAACCUAACAGUGAGGAAUCAGCUGCUAAUGAUAAAGGUAAUCAGGCAAGCCAACCUUGGCUUACCCCGAAGCGAGUUGCUGCUCAAACCAAGGAUGGACAGAGUUCAGAAAUCAUUGCUAAAAACUCAGGUCAAAAGUACAAGAAAUCAAAUAAGUUUGUGGUGCUACAAGAGCAAGUGUUAAGUGGUAAAGAAGGUAACACUAAUUCUGUCUCCUCAAAUGGAUAA